Messenger RNA from Dictyostelium discoideum AX4, 1398 nucleotides. It is a transcript of the gene ubr7, whose product is annotated as ubiquitin protein ligase E3 component n-recognin 7. Gene Ontology annotation, molecular function: zinc ion binding; ubiquitin protein ligase activity. Gene Ontology annotation, biological process: protein ubiquitination. The record is from RefSeq and is a predicted model, not a curated record. Bases 1 to 1398 code for a protein of 465 amino acids. The transcript is spliced from 3 exons. Lineage: Eukaryota; Evosea; Eumycetozoa; Dictyosteliales; Dictyosteliaceae.
AUGGACAAUGAGAAAGUGACAGAUACAAAUCCAAAAGAACCUUCAAAUGUUGAAUCUAUCAUUACAACAUCAGAAGUAACACCUUCACCACCACCAUCAACAACAACUUCAACUACCACAAACGCAACUACAACUAUCACAACUUCACAACCACAAGCAAAUAUAAUUGGAGGUAAAAGAAGUAGAAAAGAUGAUGAGAUUAUAUCAAUUCAAGAAGCAUUGAAUGAUCAAUUAGAAGAGGAAAAGAAUUUAUUAGAGGAAGCAAAAGAACAAGAACAAGAGGAUUGGGGUGAUGAAAGUAUUUGUACUUUUGAUAAAGGUUAUAUUAAUCAAUCUGUAUUUGCUUGUAAAACUUGUCAAUUAUCAAAUGAUAAAUUAUUUGGAUUUUGCUAUGGAUGUUCAAUGCAUUGUCAUUUAUAUCAUGACGUUUAUGAGUUAUUUAAUAAAAGGAAUUUUAGAUGUGAUUGUGGUACAAAAAUUCAAGAACCUAAUAAUAGUUUUAAAUGUCAAUUAUCAGGAAUUCUUAAAGAAGAUGAUAAUAAUAAUGUUAAUAAUAUUAAUAAUAGUAAUAAUACAACUACAACUACAACAACAACAACAACAACAACAACAACAACAAAUAAUAACCAUUUAAAUGAUAUUGAUAUUGGAUCAUAUGAUAAAAGUCAAAUUUUAAAUGAAAGAAAUCAUUAUAAUCAUAAUUUUAAAGGAAAAUAUUGUUAUUGUGAUAGUCCUUAUGACUAUAAAGAAGAUAUGAUUCAAUGUAUAUUUUGUGAAGAUUGGUUCCACGAGAAUUGUUUAAAAUUAAAUUCAAACGUUACAGAUAUUCCAAGUCCUGGUGAAUUUUCAGAUUUAAUUUGUGCUGAUUGUUUAUCAAAAAAUCAAUUCCUUUUAUUAUAUCCACAGAUUAGAUGUUAUAUUGAAAAUGAUCAUAUCAUAAUUGGUGAUAAUAAUAAUAAUAACAAUAAUAGUAAUAAUAGUAAUAGUAUUUGUAAAGUUGAAGGUGGAGUUAUAACUCCAAACAAAAAGUAUGAUUUAUUUUGUAAAGAGUUAUGGAAAGAUGAGUUAUGUAGUUGUUUAAAGUGUAAAGAAAUUUAUAAAGAUAAAAAAGUUGAGUUCUUAUUUGAAAAAGAUGAAAACUCUUUAAAAAAAAAGAAUAAAACUGUAGAUGAAAAUCUUGAUAAUAAACCUGUUAAUGUUUUUGAAAUGGGUCAAGAUGUAUUUAGUAAAACAUUACCACCAACUCAACAAAGAGCUCUAAUAGAAGGUUUUAGUGAUAUGAAAGAGAAAUUAAAAGAGUUAUUCUCAAAGAAAUUAGAUAAAAAUCAAGUAAUUACAAAACAAGAUAUUCAAUCAUUUUUUGUGGACUUGAAUGUAAAUAAAAAAUUUAAGAAAUAA